GCGUCUACUAAAUUUAUAUGCAGUUCCACAAUGGUUUAUUGCACAUGAAUUAAUUUGUGUGAGUGAUUCAGAGUUGAAAUCUCCUCACGAAUCCCGGGUGGACAAUAGUAGAAUAUGUUAAUUGGUUCAAUAAACAUUCCGAAUUGGAAAGAUGGCAAUUUCUUAAAGGUUUAUUGGAUGUUUAUAAGCAAUCUGUGGUUGCUAGAGGAGGAACUGAGUUUGUCAAACAAUUUCCAAUUUUAAAUUUAUUAAUUAAUAAUAAUGUGAGUGGGACAAAAGCAUAAUUAAUUAUGGAAAGGAUGACUAUAAUAUUUGUGAUAAUUUAUUAAAUUAAAUAAUUGGCUCUUAAUUGAAGGAGUUUUUUUCUUCCACCCUCCUUAUUUUGAGAAUUUAGUAAUUUUUGAAGGGGGUUUAUUUAUUGAAUUUUAGAAAAUAAUCUAUUUCCCAGAGAAAAACUAAAAAUUUUAAUGAGCCAAUUAUUAUAUUUUUUAUUUUUUGUAAUAAUUUAUUUUAGGUAUUUUCCUUUCGAGAAAUAUGCCACUUUCGAGAAUUAUGCCAUUCAGUCAAAUUUUAUAAAUUUUAUUUUACAUCUGAGAAUCUUUAAAAGGAAAAUACCUAUUUGUUAAAUUGGUGUCAGUCACUUUUAUUAUUUUUUAAAUUAUUUUUGGAGACUGGUUUAGAGCUUAUACUCAUUGGAGUGUAGUUAAUUAAACGAGACAAAAAUUCAUCUACUUUUAAUAUCCAAAAUCGUAAGAAUUU
Meloidogyne enterolobii is the source of this 759-nucleotide messenger RNA. NCBI's taxonomy places the organism in Eukaryota, Metazoa, Nematoda, Chromadorea, Rhabditida, Meloidogynidae. The record is from the annotation of a GenBank genome assembly.